GCCCUUGGAUCCGGCAUCCUGUUCUCCUACCCGGAACUGGCGACGCUGGCGGGCAUUCAGGGCGUUGUAGUCUACGCGCUGUCGUCGGCGCUGCCGCUGCUGAUCUUUGCGGUGCUCGGCCCCAUCAUCCGACGCAGGUGUCCCGAGGGCUUCGUCCUCACCGAGUGGACCCGGCAGCGCUACGGCAUCUUCACGGCCUUGUACCUGAGCUUCAUGACUCUGGUCACGCUCUUCCUGUACAUGGUCUCGGAGCUAUCCGCCAUUGGCCAGGUCGUCAACAUCCUCACGGGCCUGGACGGGCUGCCUGUCUUGAUUGUCGAAUGCGUUGUCACGACUAUCUACACCUCUAUGGGAGGGUUCAAGAUCUCCUUCUUCACGGACAACAUCCAAGGCGCCAUGGUGUUCGCACUGAUCGUCAUCGCCGCCAUCACCAUCGGUGUCGAGACGAAGAUCGACACCAGCUUGAUCGAGCCGUCCGGCCUUACUAAGGCGAGCCUGCUUGGAUGGCAGCUGCUCUACAUUCUGCCCGUCGCCAUUCUCACCAAUGACUUCUUCCUCUCCAAUUUCUGGCUCCGCACGUUCGCCUCCAAAACCGACCGAGACCUCUGGCUCGGCGUCUCGGGCGCCGUCGUGGCCACGCUGAUCAUCGUGACGCUCGUCGGCUCGACCGGUCUCAUCGCCGCCUGGGCGGGCAUCUGGCCCGGUCCGCCGGACGCCCCCGUCGAGGGCUCGGUCGCCUUCUUCGCCUUGCUCGAGCAGCUGCCCAACUGGGUCGUCGGCAUCGUGCUCGUCAUGGCGGUCACCAUGAGCACCGCCGCCUUCGACUCGCUGCAGUCGGCCAUGGUUACGUCGGCGUCCAACGACCUGUUCCGCAACCGGCUCAACAUCUGGCUCAUCCGCGCCGGCGUGGUGCUGGUCAUGAUCCCCGUCGUCGUGAUCGCCAUCCGCGCGCCCUCCAUCCUGCAGAUCUACCUCAUCUCCGACCUGGUCUCGGCGGCCACCAUCCCCGUGCUGGUCAUCGGCCUCUCGGAUGCCUGCUACUGGUGGCGCGGCUUCGAGGUGGUCGUGGGCGGGCUCGGCGGCCUGCUGACCGUGUUCCUCUUCGGCACCGUCUACUACGGCGAUGCCCAGACCGGCGCCGAGCUGAUGCUGCUCGAGCAAGGCCUGUACUCGGCUGACUGGGGCGCCUUUGGCGCCUUCGUUGCCGCGCCCGUCGGCGGGCUGCUCUGGGGCUUCGGCGCCCUCGCCUUGCGCCUGAGCAUUCAGUACGUCAUGGCCAGGGUCCAGGGCCGCAGGUUUGAUGCCCUGGACCGCCCCGUCCCGCGUGGCGCGCCGCAGCUCGUCGACCCGGAGGUGGCUGGCGAUACUGGGAGCAGCUCUUCUGAUGCGCCCGGUCUUGCCAAGACUACCGGCAAGUUCUUUUAG
Messenger RNA from Chaetomium strumarium, 1425 nucleotides. RefSeq lists its product as uncharacterized. Gene Ontology annotation, molecular function: spermidine transmembrane transporter activity. The transcript is spliced from 3 exons. The record is from RefSeq and is a predicted model, not a curated record. Gene Ontology annotation, biological process: spermidine transport; transmembrane transport. Gene Ontology annotation, cellular component: plasma membrane. The annotation marks the transcript as partial. Lineage: Eukaryota; Fungi; Ascomycota; Sordariomycetes; Sordariales; Chaetomiaceae.